AACUUUUUGCGCAUAUAUGAAUGGUUUUACUUCUCUUUUCCGGAGUUUUAAGUUCAAUGUUUCGUCGAAGAUGCAUCAUGCAUCAUGAUAAAAUGUUCUAUUAUAAAUUAAUAUUGGCCUUGCCACCGUCGGUCCGUCCAACAUGGUUCUCUCUAGGAAGCUAACAGUCGUCAUAAAUCAGCGCGAACGACCGCAGAACAAAACGUUGAAGUAGCUUCGGUCCAUUAAGCUGCGUGUGGAAAAUUGCUCGCUCGGCUAUAAAAAUAUGCAAAUGUGUUUCGAAUGCUCGCACGUGAUUUUUCCCUCGUCUGCUGGCGCACUGGCACCAAUCGAACGUUUAAGUUUAACGCCGUCGCUCGUUCUCAUCGUUUUUCAUUGUAAAGCUUUACCACAUCCAUCCUGUCUGACAUUGCCAACAAUGCGUCCGCGUAUUUGUUUAUGAGGGUCUUAAUCAAUCAGAGCAAAUCGCCUCUUGUGUUUUUUAAACCAACAUUGUGUCAAGAAUCUUACAAUUUAUCACUCGGACUCGCGCCCACUCGCUGGAAAUAUUUAAACUACACUCUACUCGAUAUAUCGACAUAUAUUGAUUAAUUAUUACUAUUCGAUACUAUUAGAUACUAUUACUAUUCGAUACUAUUAGAAGAUUACCAAAAAAAGUAUUAAUUUAAACUUAUCCAUUAAAUUUCUAACAAGGAUAUGAAAUUCUAAAUUACGUUAGAGAAAUGUAAAAAGAAUACGCUUCGAAUAAUCAAAUGUGUAGUAUAACUAUAUAAGAAAAUUAUUAAUUUUACUUUGAUAAGAUAUGUUCCGUUGCUAUGCAAAAGACAUUAUUCCGGAAAUCUGUGGCAAACCCUACUGUUUUUUUCGCGACGCGAAGAACUUCCACGUGCAAAACUUCCAAGCGCCGAAAACCGAAUGGUGUGGACCAUACACGACUUCACGGAGAUCUGGGUCCGUGUACUCCGUUCUAAAGAUGUAUUGGAGAAGUGUAAGAAGGGUAGGCUAUUUCUGGUCGUGGGAGCCAAGAGAGAGACUCGCCGUGCAAACGGCUCUUAGCCACUUCGUACGCCGAGAGUAGUCUCGCUUUCGCCGCGUAUCGCCGAUAUACACCUUUCGGGAAGACCGCAUCUCGCAAAAAACCGAACGAUGUGAUCAGUAUAGUGAGAAUGAAAAUGCUUCGCUUAGUGACCAGAAUAAACGAGAUUCUACGGGGGCUAUGAUAAAUUAACGGAAAUUAUGAAGAAUCGAUCGUGUACCCGAAAUCCGAUCGAACUGAAAUGAAAAUUGAAUGACAUCAAACAACCAACACCAACGGGAAUAAGUAAUUUUCGUAUAAGAGGAAACAAUAAGAAGCGAAUAAUUUUUCAUUUCGGACAAAGAAACAGGAUGGAUCAAAAUUUAUUAAAAAUUAAUGUCUAAAGAGAAGCGUUUGAAAAAAUUUUUCACUUCGCGAGAUUGCUGUGAAGAAGUCAAAGAAAUUUUUAUAUAAAUAUCAAAAACAUAUGAUUAAUUGCUUUUUUACAAAAUUUAAUAUAAUAUUAUUUUUAAGAAUUAAUGUUAAAUUGCUUGCGUCGAUAUAAAUGUGCAGCACGAAUAAGUGAACUAAUGUAUAAAAAUGAGAAAUAAAGACUGCAAUUCAUAAUGACAUAUAUAAUAUAUUUCUCUUAUGACUAUAAAUAUCAAAAGUAAAAUGUGAAUCUUUUAAUAUAAUGCCAGUCUACAAACGACGCGUGCGAGAUAUUAAGCAAUCAAAAGUGAAAUGUCAAAUGGUUAAAUUAAGAAAAGAAAGAGAAUAAAUAACAUUGAACAGACGUAAGCUGAAGCAGUAAGAUAAAUUUUUUUUUUUAUAAGCGGAAAUACAUUAAAACAUAAUCAAUUUUUUAAGUGAAAGACUUAUAACAAGAAGUAUUAAUACGCUGUGGUUUAAAUAAAAUAUACUAUCCAAAAAGAAAAAAAAAAGGAGCCAGAAUCGUGUAGAUAAAUCGACAAAGACAUCGAAGCGAAACUUGAUGAACGAUAUCGCGGCGAGGGCGAGACGGCGACAUGUGCGAAUUGAUUGAGGGCGCAAAGUCGUGAUUCCCAUCGUCGGGACGCCAAGUUUCGAGUCGAUGUCCAUUUGUUCACGUCCGGCACAACGAUUUCGUUGACGGUUCGCGGGCGUUAUUGAAUUUUAAUUCCUGAAGAAGGAAGUGUUCGAUCUUUUUUCCGGAGAGUCCCGUUAAAACGCGAGCUUUCAUAUCGCGCUUCUAAAACGAAUGAUUCAUCUAAUUCAUUGAACUUAUCAUGUGUUCGUGUCCAGUCCAAUGCGGACCACGCAAAAUUUCAAAAGCUCGACAGGUCAAUCACGUAUAAUUGAUUUUGCUUUAACUCCCUUCUAAGAUCAUUGAAGAUAUUAAAAAUCUCGUGCUAUCGUCGGAAGAACACAGAAGAAUUGAAGAGAAAUGUAAUCAUGAUAUGUUCAAUACAAGUAAUUCCUCGUCCAUCUUUAUAAUCGAUCUUGAAGCUCAUGUGACAAUGUUUAUAAUCGGAAAUGUCGAAGUAUUACUAAUGAUCUCAUCAAGUGUCGAAUAGUUAUUUCGGAAGAAGACAAUGUCCUUCUGCAGGAUCACGGGUAAAAGUCGAGGUCUUCCCAGGCCAUAUUUUCCGCUGCUACCACCCAUAAGUCCGGCAGAUGCGAAGCGAUUCUGUCGCAUCACCGGCAAGUCCUACGGCCUGCCGACCCAUCAUUACAUUCCGGUGCUGUUGGGCGCGCACGCCCACGACAAGUCGAAAUGUAAGAUUACGACCAAAUCAUCGGGCCUUGGUCCGCAUCACUAUACCGCCGGUUUGAUCGUUGGUGAAAAGAAGAAGCAUGUGGUGCUCAAAGACUAUCGCUACGUCUUUCCGAUCCUGGAGGGUGAGGGUGAGCAACAGCGUACUUUGCGAGAGCUUUUGAAUGCGAAACAGACCCCGAUCGAGGAAGCGGAAAAAUUUGUGUACACGGUGGAGGAGCGAAGAUGCAGUCUCGUGUUCCCGGCGAAGUUGGAAGCCGCCGUCAGGGACGGAGACGUCAAGGAUGUAAUGCUCUCGCGAGAUUGCGACACCGUUUUGUUGAGACUAAAACAGGGCAAGAAUGUAUCUGUGGAUUUUAAGAAUUUGGAGAAUUUCGAAAAUCUUUAUGAUGGCAUGGGACCACGAGAGGAAGUGCUGAAGGAGCGAGAGAGAUUAGAGGCUGAGGCUAAAAAACGGAAGAGAAAAAAGCAGACCGUACUAAAUUAUGCAAAAAAAUUUUUCGAGGAAAAAGAGAAGGCGGCUGACGAAGAAGAACUCCAACGUACUAAGCAGCUUAAACUAAGAAGUAUCAAAGAAGAGGUCAAGGAGGAAAUGAUGGAAGAUUGGAAGCAUGUGAAUGCAGAACAGGCGAGAUUGAAAUCUGUUGACAUCAUGAAUAUUUCGAACAUUCUCAAAGAUGCAGGAAAGCCGGUUUCCAACAUGUUAGACUGGAAUACAUUUCAAAGUAAUGCGAAGAAACCAUCCGGCGUAUCAGUGAUUGAAAAAAUUCCGGUAGCCGUAACUGCCGAGCCACAAAUCAUAGAUCAUGAACCAAUCUUAUACGCUAGUUCUAUAUCGGAGUCCGUGGGUGGUUUUGAAGCAAUCGCGAUCGCAAAGCCGCUGACACCUUUGAUCGCGAAACCAGAUGUUACGUUGCAAAAUGCGAUUCGAAGUAUCUCACAGGGUGAUCUCGAGGAUAACGCGAACGUGACGGACAAAUUUUUGCAGGCUGGAGAACAAGCGUUAAAAUGCUUGCCGAGAAUAGAGGAAGUAUCUGAAUUGGUACGAAAUUUACCUACCGGCAAAAAGACUACGAUGCAUAAUGUUAAAGGUCUCAAGUUGGAUAUUAAAUCGGCUGAAAGAUUUGUUGCAGGCCAGACAGUGCACACACCUUCCGGCGCUAUUUUCGUGCCUGGUCAAACUCUGCAGACUCCUCAAGGUUCCACUUUCGUUCCUGGAUUAACUCUUAACACGCCUGAUGGUCCGCUUCUAGUUCCUGGACAGAUCGUCAUCGUGAGCGAGUCGGAUGGUGCAAAAACGCCGGUUUUUGUGGCUGGACAAACCUUGAUGACAGAACGAGGCGAAUGUUUCGUACAAGGCCAGACGUUCCAUACAAGCGAGGGAAGCAAAUUCGUUGAAGGUCAGACCGUUCUGACGGAGGAGGGCCCAAAAUUUGUAGCCGGUCAAGUGGUAAGGGAUGGAACUUUCAUCGCGGGUCAAACUGUGAUCACUCCGGACGGAGUACGUUUUAUGGCUGGUCAAUCCGUCACGGAUUAUCGCGGCGAACCGGUCUUCGUGCCAGGACAAAAUGUGCGGAUUGACGGCAAUUACGAAUUCGUACCAGGCCAGUGCGUUGAAUCACCAAACGGCGAACCCAAGUUUGUUCCUGGACAGACUCUGCUAACAACGGAAGGUCCGCAGUUUGUUCCAGGCCAGUAUGUAACCACGAAAUUAGGUGAGAAACAUUUUGUUCCUGGCAUUGCUAGAGAAACGGAGGAUGCCUUGACGUUCGUAUCAGGAAUGACACUGGACACACCCAAGGGUCAGAAAUUUGUUGAGGGUCAAGUGCUGAAGACGCCGGAAGGUGCUGUAUUCUGUCCGGGACGAACUAUCAUCACUGAGAAAGGUUUCGAAUUUAUUGCAGCGAGCAAAUUUGACGAGGUAAUUUUUCAAGAUGCCGGUCCCGUUGGCAUUCCUGUGGAUCCGAAGACUGCAAGUGCGGUAUCAGCUCUUCAGCAGCGCGAAAUUUUCGGUCACAUGGUACAGACAGAAAAGGGUAUCGAGUUCUUCCCAGAGAAUGCGAGAAACUUACCGGAGGGCAGAAGAAUCGUGCCCGGUCAGUUGGUCUCUGGCGACAAAGACGGUCCACGUUUCGUUCCAGGUGUCAUGACGGAAGAUGGCUUCUUGCCUGGUCAAAUAGUCAUAACGGAGAAGGGGGAGGAGUUCGUCCCAGGUCAGGUGAUCGAUACGAGUAGCGGGCCGAAAUUUGUGCCCGGCCAGAUAGUGGAGACUCGGACUGGACCCAAAUUUGUACCUGGUCAAACGAUAGAUACGCCCGAUGGACCACGUUUCGUGCCGGGUCAAAUUGUCGAUACUAAAGUGGGACCGACAUUUAUUCCUGGUCAAGUAAUUUACACGGAAGAAGAGGGAUCCAGAUUCGUACCAGGACAAGUGGUAGACACGCCGAAUGGUCCUAGAUUCGUGCCGGGUCGCGUGGUGGAGGCUGGUGAGAUGGGUGUGACCUUUGUACCAGGUCAAAUCGUGCAGACGGAAGAAGGGCCCUGUUUCGUCGCUCCCGAUCUUAUCGAUACUCCCGAAGGUGAGCUGGAAUUUUCCGUGCAGGGUUUCGAAGUUACUCCCGAGGAGCUGCAAUUGCUGCGGCCGCAGCAUUUGCAUUACAAUCCGCGAUUUCGCCAUCGCGGCGAGACUAGCGUGGACGCUAAGAUGCUGCGCGAAUUUUCCGAGGCAGGAUUACCCGUGGGACGGAAAGUCGCGACAAGUCUACCAACGGUGGAUGUGGACAUAGAUCCAAAAGCGGUAGCUUUAGAACAGGCUCUCGCUGUAGCGACGACAAAAUUAAGUCUACAAGGUGGUACGGCCGUGAAACUGGCACAAGUUAUGUCAACGAUUGCACAAUUAGCGAAAAACAUUAUUCUGCAACAGAAGCAACAACAGAAUUCAGAUAUUGCAAAUGCGGUAACAUUAACAAACGGCAAUCAAUCGUCUGUUACUGAAACCGAAGAAAAAAGAACAAACAAUGAAAACAAUAACGGAUCAUUUCGAAAUAUAAUAAGAGCGGCUAUAACAGCAGCUGUCGCGACGAUAUCAGACGAUCAACAGGCAACAACAAAUAAUAGCAAUUCUCAAGAUUUUGUCUAUUCUUCUAUUAGUGAAUCGUUCGACGUGCUGUUGCAUCAGAACGAUGUCGAUCGAUCAGUGGAUGAAAUUUUAAAAAUCCUUCUGAUUCCGCAGAAUCGCAGUUCUCUUUGUCAAAGCGUGCUCUCGGAAUUAUUAGAGACCAAAAACAGCAAGGUAAAUAUACUCAAGUCGACUGUGAGUCCUGGCCAGUCAUUGCGGAGGGACGCCGUGCUCGAGAAGCUAUCGUUGGUUCUCGAGGAGGAACACGGCAUGGAUUUGAUCGGACCGGCCUUCCGAAUCGUCUCGAAGAAUGAUCCCGAGCUAGUGUCGCUCGUUUUGGAGAACGUAUCGCGACAUGUGGCGGAAGUAGCAACCGAGAAGGAAGCCGCGGAAACGGUCUACAAAGCGAUUGUCGAAGCGGUCCGAGAAUCAAGCGAGAUUCGCGUGAAAGAGUUGCUAAACGUCGAAGGUCCGGAUGUUCGGGAGAUGCUCCUUCAGGCAGUAGGUUUGGCACGUGCCUUGGGAAUGUCCGAAACGGCGAAUAGCCUACUGGCGGUGAUCAGCGAUGAGAGAUCUACCCGAGCGUUGGCAAAUGACCGGGUGACUAUGGACGUGUUGAGAAGAUUGGCAAUUAUGAGAAAACUCGCGGAAGAACGACCGCCCUUCAUGAAUGCUCUUGGACAGUUAUGCAGUGAUCCCGAAUUGGCUAGAGCAGAUCCGCGAUUACGAACCCUCGUUAGAGAGAGUGCCGCACUCAUGAUCGUACCCGAAGAAACUCCAUUGCUAUCGUCGGCCGAUGUUCCAACCGCAUUACUACACGCUAACAAUAGCCUAGCGAUGGAAGAGUUCCUGCUAAGAAGGAGUCAUAAGCGAUCGGCGAUCUUCAUGAUCUUGAAACAGGGUAUGCAGGCGGUCGUGCCUAGAGAAGCUUCCAGAUCAGUGUUGACCGGUGAGGUCGCCUAUACUGUUCUCGACGAGGAUGGUAUACAUCACUUCGAACCGUUGCACGUGUUCUCGGCGCUCAGACUAAAUCGUCCGACCGCUCAUCGGUUCUCCAUGUACUGUUGUCCGGUGGCAAAGGAGGUGGACAUUGACGGCGAGGUCAUGUCCACCACCUUCACUGGCACAACCUCGAUUUCCAGCAGUUUGGACGGUUCUGCUAAUGGCAGUUCCAACAAACAAGAAAACAAUGGUAUCGCAACAUUAUCAAGAUCUGAACAAUCGGCCGCUUUUUAUUCAGUCAGCAGAGAAAACACGCCGAGCCUGAAGAGAUUAAAUAACGCUCGACAAUGGGACAGUUUCGACCGGGGAUCCUCGGAAAAUUAUGUCGUCGUGAAGGACUACGCAGCGGACACCGAUGGAUUCACCGUGAACGUCGGCGACAUCGUCGAGGCCAUCGAGCACGACAACGGUUCGGCAAAGAAAGCGAGAUUGGACCCCGACUUGGAGGUCGAAGUCGGCGAUAUCUUGGACAAUUCGGCUGCUAAGCACAAGCUUUCAAUUCGACCACGUCGAAAUCAUGCAGAUCCGCGAGCUCGAAGCCCGAGCAAUUAUUCAGACUCGAGCCUUCAAAGGAUAUAUGUUCGUACAUCCGACGGAAGGCAGGGAUGGUUACCAAUGUCCAUUUUAAUGCAAACGGCGCUUAGCGAAGAGACUUCGUCGAUGAGUCGGCCAGAAGAUUCUCAUUAUCGACGAGAGGCUGUCGUAAAAGAGUUAAUUGAGACGGAGGAAGAAUUCGGCAGAGACAUUCAACUCGUUGUCGAACGAUAUCUGAAGCCCCUUGACAAUCCUGGUGUUCCACGAGCCGUACGAGACAAUAAAGAAGUUAUUUUCACUAAUUUGAAGCAAAUAGCCGAUUUUCACAACACAUCGUUCGGCAGGGUGUUGAUCGAGGGCGUCAAGUACUAUGCGGAUCAACCACGUAUGCUUGGCAAAACUUUCUUGAGAUUAGAAAGAGACUUUGACAAGCACGUGGCGUACUGUAGAGAUGAACCCGCUGCACAGGAAUUUCUUCAGACAAACGACGAAGUACGCGAAUAUUUUGAGGAGUUGAGCCAGACUCUAGGUGACGACAAGAGCAUAUCGGAACAUUUGAAACUCCCGAUACAACGUAUAAACGACUAUCAGCUCCUGUUAAAGGAGCUGGUGAAGUAUUCGACUCGAUUAGGCGAAAACUGCGACGACUUACAAAAGGCAUUAGAGUUGAUGCUAGGAAUCCCUCAUAGGGCAACCGACAAUAAAUUUAUAAGUAAUAUCGAAGGGUACAAAGGGAACAUUCACAAACUUGGUAGAUUACUCACGCAUGAAUGGUACACAGUUAUCGAUAAGGAAGGAAAAAACAAGGAAAGAUAUUUGUUCUUAUUUAAAGCACGAAUUCUUAUCUGCAAAGUCAGACGGAUAUCAGAAGAUAGAUCGGUUUUCAUCCUAAAGGAUAUUAUUCGAUUACCAGAAGUAGAAGUAAAAGAUCAUCCCGAUGAUAUACGAUCUUUCGAAUUACACAAUCCGGCUGCACCCAAUUACCCCAUCACUUUAGUAGCUCACAAGGAUCCCGUGAAAGCUUACUGGCUCAAAGAAAUCCGUCAGUACGCCAGUGAUUUGGUUGCUCUCGCCGAACACGCAGCGGACGAUCUUCAAGUGACCGAAGAAAUAUCGGAAAGUAAAGAAGAAGUGAAGAGCGAUGAGAAACCGGUGCCAGUGAAAAUCGAACCAGCACAAGCAAAUCCAGAAUCACCUAAAGCUCAGGCUAAUCCGGGUCUACCAAAGACUGACACAACUAAGGACUCCACGAAAGUUGUUGAGAAGAGAAAGGAUUCCGUGGGCACAACCGAUACAUCGGAGGUAAAGAAGACCAAGAUCGAAGAAACAGAAGCAGACAUGUCUCGAAGAUAUUCCUCAAGUCGAUACAGUGCCUCUUCGAAAGUGGUGGAAGAAUAUUCAUCGAUAUCGAGCAGUCGUAAUGGCGUAUCUUCAUACAUGGAAUCUGCGGCGUCUGCCAUCGAGACGAGAAUGUCUUCCUCAUCGCAAGGGAUGGGUCAAAUAUCAGAAACUACGACGUCCUACGAGACUGCGAUCGCUGGUGAUGCCGCCAUGGACUCGAAUAUUGAAAGCAGAUCUGCUAAAGUCACUCUUGGCACCGACGCUGGCAAACCGGUGUUUAUCAAGACGAUAGAAGGUUGCAAUGUAGAACCGAUGCGACCAAAAAAGGCAUUGAUACACGCCAUAGCCGGAGAAGUUGCCACUUUUGAAUGCGUCAUGUUAACAAGUGACUCGACCACCAGAAUGCAAUGGCUGAAGGAUAACAAACCGAUGGAGGACAAAUUGGCCGAUCGCGUCACAACCACGAUAAGUGAUAAUAUAUGUAAACUUGAAAUCCAAAACGUUCACGAAUCAGAUUCCGGCAUAUACAUCGCACGUGCUCUGAAUUCAAACGGUGAAGCGACAUGCACUGCUCAAUUAAUAGUUCAACAAUUGAGUGAGGAAGAGAAGAAAGCAAGAGCAGAAGCGAAUGCUCCUAUAUUCUUAGUGCGUCUGAAAGAUACCGAACUUCUUGAAAAUACUUAUCUACGUUUCAUGAUUAAAGUCAAAGGAGAUCCUAAUCCGGAAAUAAAAUUCUUCAAGGAUGGCACUCUGAUCGAUGCAAAGCACGAACGCGUAAAGAUUAUUCGAGAUAACGCCGAGAAAGGAUUUUACGAACUGGUGAUCGCUGACGUACAAAAACAGGAUGCUGGAAAAUAUUCAUGUUCAGCUAUGAAUCGCUAUGGCGAGGCUACAUGCGAAGCGGUAGUGACAGUGACAGACGAAAAGCCACUUUUCCAAGGUCUUCCUGAGGGUCUUCUCGAACUUGGAACCGAGCCACGAUUUAUUUGGACGCGUGAUGGACAAGCGUUUGAUCCUGAAGAGAGAUUUAAAGUUCUUUUUAAGGAUAACGAAGACACUCUGGCAUUGGUGUUCCAGCAUGUAAAGCCUGAAGAUGCCGGUCUUUACACAUGCGUGGCACAAACCAGCACAGGUAACAUUAGCUGCAGCGCGGAAUUGACAGUGCAGGGCGCAGUAAAUCAAUUGCUGAAGGAUCCAGAAAAGCCGAAACUUCAAACGGAAUCGAAGCAAUCCGAAGUGAGCGCUGGUGGUUCCGCGAUGUUAGAUCUACAGGUGAAGGGAUAUCCUAAGCCAGACAUCAAGUGGACCAAGGAUGGUCAGGAGAUCAUAGCUGGUGGUAGAAUCAAAUAUCUCUGGGAAGACGAAGAGUCCUUAUCGUUGGUGAUUAAACAAGUUACUGCUAAAGAUGCUGGCAUUUACAAAAUCACGGCGAAGAAUGAACUCGGAGAGGAUAAUACGCAGAUCGAGUUGAUCGUGAAAUCUGCGCCGAAAAUCACGAAGAAACAAUCCGACAUGAUGAUUCUCGUUGAAGAUACAGGCACGAUGACCGUGCAAGUGGAGGCCACUCCGGCGCCGGAAGUAACCUGGUACAAGGAUGGUCAGCUGAUCGAGGAGAGCGAUCGUAUCAAGAUUAUCAAGGAGAAUAAUGAUACGUAUAAGCUUGUGAUAAAAAAUGCCAAACCGACCGACGCAGGUUCAUACUCGAUUGUCGCGCGAAACGAUAUCAAUCAGACAACUGACAUUUGGAAGGUCGGCAUCAGAUGUCCGCCAAAGAUCAAGAAGGGAUUGGGAGAAUCACGAGUGAUCAAUGAAGGCGACACAUUAAAUCUUUUGAUCGAGGUGGAAUCCGAGGGAGAACCGACGGUCAACUGGUACAAAGAUGGACAGCUUUUGACGGCGAGCGACCGCGUGAAAAUGACAAAAAGCGGAAACAAUUAUAUACUCGCAGUUAGUAACGCGAAGGUGGAAGACGCGGCAUUUUAUAAGGCCGAGGUGGUGAAUAAGCAUGGAACGAUUUCAGACGAGACGAGAAUCAGGGUACGUGGUAUACCCAGAUUUAAGACGAAACUAUGCGAUAUCAGUGCGAAUGAGGGCGAGUUGAACGUCGAGUUUGUGGUUGAGGUCGAGGGCUUCCCAAAGCCGAGUGUUCAUUGGUUCUUAGGCGAUAUUGAGAUUACGGAGAAACGUACAGAGUACACUCGUGUGGAGGAGGGAGAUAAUUACAAACUCAUCAUUAAAGAAGUGAAGACAGAACUGAAAGGCUGUUACACUUGCAAAGUGCAGAACGAAUAUGGCGAGAAUUCGAGUAGUUCCAACUUGACAGUGAACACUCGGCCAAAAUUGCUAAAGAAAUUGGCGGACCAGAGGCUGAAAGAGGGUGACACACUGAAAUUGACGUUCGAAGUAUCUGCUACACCGGAUCCGGAAGUUAAAUGGUACAAGGAUGGCGAGGAAGUGACGGCGGAUGCCAGAAUCAAGAUCACUAGGGACAGUCAACGCAAGGAAAGCUACGAUUUAACGGUGACGUUGCUGAAAGGUAGCGACGGAGGCUUGUACGAAGUGCGGGCAGAAAACGAGCUAGGCUACGUCACGAGCAAGAGUAAAGUCAUCGUAAUGACUGAAACGGAAGAUGAAAAGAUACAGCCUCCGAGAGAAAAGGCUGAGAAGGUGACAAAGGUGGAAGAAACGCAGGCGAAGAAAUUAGUGGAAGAGCAAUUGUCGCAAACGACUCUACGUGGUGAAGAAUCAGAAUCGGAAGGUCGCGUCAAAUUGGAGAAACAAAACAUUCAACUAAUUCAAGGGGACAAUGAAACAAUUACGAUAUCUGUGGCCUCCACGACAUCACACGAAGCUUUACUUACAGGUCCCGGCGAAAGUCAUACGAUCAGCAAGAUGACGGCGACCAAGGUAGAGUGUCGAGAAUUUGGUAUUGGUUCAGGACCUCACGUGGAAGAAGUUGCUUCUUACGCUUACACUGUGCAAGAAGAAAAACCGCAGAACGGCGUACUGAUCGAAGAAUUUUCGGAAACUGAGGAGAAAAAGUCGAAUUUGGAUAUUAAUCGAGGUGUCACGAUCGUUUCUGUUUCUGAUGACGAAUCAACUUUGAAGGCACUUUCGCGGGACGUCAGCACGGAGGAUGUACAAACGGCUGAUCAACUCCCGGAGGAUCAAAAAGCGACAAACGGAAUUCUCAAUGAGUUUUCUUUCAACGAGACGCCAGAAAGGGAAAAAGUUUUGGAGGAUAUUAAACUGCACAGAAUCUCCAAGAUUACGGAAACCAUCGCCGAGGAGCUGUCUUCCGAAGAACCGUUAUCGGCAACGCUAUCGAAUCAAAAUCUGAAGCGAGAAAGUUUGGAUAUGAAAACGGCGAACUUACCCGGUCAGAGUUCUACCAUCAGCGACGCGAGUCCAGCGAAAAAAGUCGCGGAAAAAACUCUAGAUCGUCCAGAAACAGCUGUUGAGUUGUCGAAGGAAACCAUAAAGUUUGAGAAAACGAAAACCUCGGAGUUGUCGAGUGAAACGUUGUCGAGACAAAAUUCUCAAAAGGCGCAGCUCGACAACGACGACGAGGAUAUUGACGAAGAUAUGAAAAAUCUUCUAGCUCGUGUUAAACGGCAACGUAGUGUGUUAGACGAAAUCCUCGAUAAAGAAUCGGGCAGAGAGUCAGCUCCGCCUCAUGUCGUGAGCACAGAUCUCACCGAUCGAACAAUCUUCGAGACACAGAAUACGAAAUUCGAGGUGAAUGCCACUGGUUUACCAAGACCAGACGUAAAAUGGCUCAAAGAUGGUAAGAUUCUUCGAACUGGGGAACGGAUAAGGAUCACGACUUCAGGAGAAUCAUAUGAGAUGGACCUAAGCAAAGCCACCCUUGAAGACGAAGGUGUCUACACGUGCAUUCUAACGAAUAAAUUAGGCGAAGAAAUCGUGGAAGGCUAUCUAACCGUCGGCACCGUCGAUGAACUCCGAAAACCAAGAUUUAGCGAACCUCUUAGUGACGUCGACGUCGCUUUCAAGGAUAAUGGCGAGUUUAAAGCUGUCUUCACUGCUGAUCCGAUUCCAGAUGUUAGAUGGUAUUAUAAAGAUCAUGAAAUUCCGUCUGACGAUUCUAGAAUUAAAUCGACUAUCACUAACGGACCGGCAGCAGACAAAUUGACAGAAAGUAAAGUUACAUUAAAAGUACCGAAAUGCACCAAAGAAGAUACCGGAGAAUAUACUUUGAAGUUAAUAAAUAAAUGGGGUGAAGCCGAAAGUAGCGCAUUUUUGAAUCUUCUAUUGAAACCGGAAAUUGAAACCUUUAGAGAUCAUAGCGAAUCAGUUGAUGAACGAGUUGAAUGGCAAGCUAUUAUCAAAGGAAAUCCGAAACCUGAUAUUAAAUGGAUGAAGGAUGGUAUGGAGCUGCAAAAAGACGAGCAAUAUGACAUCGAAGAGGAUAAGAGAAAUUGUAAAUACAAACUUAUUAUUAAAAAACUCCGUUUGGAAGAUGAAGGUGUCUACACAAUUGUGGCAAAAAAUUACUUGGGUGAAGCAAGUGCUCAAGCGACUCUUACGCCUCACACCGAAGCUCCAACCUUCCUGAAAGAUCUAUCAAAAUUGCAAUGCAAUGAUCGCGAAGAUAUCGAGUUGAAGAUUCGCGCGACCGGUAUUCCGAGGCCAAACGUAGAAUGGUUGAAGGAUGGCAAGAUCAUCCAGGAGGAUGAACGGUACCAAGUGAAAACCCACGUGGAUGGUAUAGUGGACAGUAAUCUGUCUAUCAAAACCUUUUCCGCAAAGGAUGUCGGCACAAUAACGUGCAAGGCGAGUAAUGUCGCCGGAAAUGUGCAAACCAAUUGCGAGUUGUCCAUGACGUUGAUCUCACCUACGUUUGGUAAAGCGUUACCAAGAUCGGCGGAAGUCGAUGAGGGCGAGCCUCUAGAAUUGAAAGCUAAAGUGGAUGGCAGCCCAAUACCCAACGUGGCCUGGUUCAAAGACGGCGAGAAAAUUACCCCGGACGAUCACGUAAAGAUCAAUACUCUGCCGGAUGGCACCACAAAACUCACGAUCGACAUGGUAAAACCUACCGAUUGUGGCGCUUACAAACUCGUCGUUUCGAAUUCCAGCGGUGAAAAUUCCUCGCUUUGCGCCGUCGCUGUCACACCCGAACGAAGAAAACCAUCGUUCACGAAACCAUUGGAAGACACAAAGGCUGUGAUUGGGCAACCAUUAAAACUGGAAGCGCAAGUCUUAGCGUUCCCGAAUCCGCAAGUACAGUGGUUUAAAGAUGGUAUACCACUGAGACACACGAAAGAGAUGUAUUUCAUGAAUGAGCCGAAUGGUCUCAUUGGAUUGAGAAUGGAUCAUGUGCGCCCAGAGGAUGCAGGAACUUACUCGUUAAUCGUAUCCAACGCGCUCGGUGAAAUCACGGGUACAGCUAAAGUGGAAGUUGAAGAAAGAGAGAAGAGACCUGAAUUCGUUGCGAGUCUUCAACCGCAAACUGUUGUCGAAGGUUUCCCAGUGAAAAUGGAAGUGAAGACCACAGGAAAACCGAGGCCCGAACUCAAGUGGUUGCUAAAUGGCGAAGAAAUUGUCCCGGACAAUAAGCAUGUAAAGAUCGUUGAUCAACCAGAUGGCAGUCAAGCUUUGAUCCUCGACAAGGCAACACCGGAAGAUAUUGGCGAGUAUCAGGUGAUAGCUGGAAACACGGAAGGUACCGCAUCUUGCAAAGCUAAGCUGGAUGUUGCCGGCAAGAUGAGAUCAGACACACCGGAAGAGAAGCCGACAUUUACCAGCCCUAUGCGCGACGUAUCCGUCGAUGAGGGCCAGCCACUGACGAUGGAUGUGUCGUUUGUCGGCAAUCCAAUUCCCGACGUGAGCUGGACGAAGGAUGGCGAACCGAUUGAACCAUCGGAACGUGUGAAAAUGAGUUGCGACGGGAAGAAAGUUGGUUUGCAGAUCGAUCCGUGCAAGCCCGAAGACGCGGGCGUCUACGGCUGCCGAUUGAGCAAUCCGCAGGGUGAAGAUACGACAAGUGCGAAUGCCAUCAUCCGCAAGGUCUACCAGCCGCCGACCUUCACACAAAGGUUUACAGACUUGCAGCAGUUGCCUACGUUUGAUGCCAAAUUCCCGGUCCGUGUUAGCGGCAUACCGCAACCAGAUUUAACUUGGUACUUCGAUGACAAACCGAUUCUGAAGGACGAUGAAAAGUUCAGAAUAAAGCGCGAUGGUGAUAGUUGCUGUCUGUAUGUGAAGGAUUGCACAUACGAUGAUUCAGGACGGUACAAGUGCAAAGCAGUUAACAAAGGCGGCGAGGCGGAAUGCGCGGCAAAUCUGACUGUGAUCGAUAAGAUUCAAAAGAUGCAGAAGGUCGAGCCGCCGGCGUUCCUGAAAAGAAUCGGCGAUUGCGAGGUCUACAGAGGUAUGCCAGCCAAGUUCACUGCGUGCGUUACGGGAUAUCCGGAGCCUGACUUCGAAUGGUAUCGCAAUGGCGACCGGCUUUGGCAAACCGAUCGCAUCAGAAUGGACCAAGAGGGUAGUCUGUUGCGACUUACGAUAGCCAAUGUGGAUGAACUGGAUGCCGGAAAGUACGAGCUGAAGAUAUCCAAUCCUCACGGUGAAGAUUCGUGCAGCGCGGAGAUGGUUUAUGAAUCUUUGGAACCACGCGCAAAGAAAUCUCUCGCCGAUCAAUACACGGAUUACGACAAAUACCGAAAAUCUGGUAUUCCACUGCCUUUGGCGGACCGACCGAUCAUUAGUCGUAUGGUGGAUCGACAUCUCACCCUUUCGUGGAAACCAUCCAUCCCGAUCGGGCCGCGAAUACCUGUGACCUACUUGGUGGAGAUGUGCGAGCUUCCGGAUGGCGACUGGUUUACUGCUCGCAGUGGCAUUCGCAGCUGCGUUUGUGACAUUCGUAAUCUCGAGCCAUUUCGCGAUUACAAAUUCCGCAUUCGUGUGGAGAACAAAUACGGUAUAAGCGAUCCAUCGCCGUUCGCGCAAACUUAUCGCGCCAAACUGGAACCGGAACCACCCAAGUUCUUCCCGUACCUCCCUCCUGGUAUCGAUUUCCGUCCUGAAACUAGUCCCUACUUCCCGAAAGACUUCGAUAUUGAACGACCACCACACGAUGGUUAUGCCCAGGCACCUAGAUUUUUACGUCAGGAACAUGACACCCAGUAUGGCGUAAAGAACCACAAUUGCAAUCUCUUCUGGUUCGUCUAUGGUUAUCCCAAGCCAAAAAUGACGUAUUACUUCAACGAUCAAUUGAUUGAGUCGGGCGGUCGAUAUGAUCAAAGUUACACUAGAAACGGCCAAGCAACUUUAUUCAUCAACAGGAUGUUGGAGAGAGACGAGGGUAUCUACGAGGCUGUUGCUAGAAACGAACAUGGCGAGGCUAGGCAGAAAGUUAUUUUAAAAAUUGCCGAAUAUCCCACGUUUAUCGAGAGACCCGAAGAAACCAUCGUGAUGAUGAGAAGAAACGGCCAGUUGACCGCUCGCGUAACUGGCGUUCCUUAUCCGGAACUCAAAUGGUACAAGGAUUGGAAACCUAUAGCUUCAUCUUCCAGAAUCAGGAUUCAGUUCAUUGAGCCAGAUAUCACGAAGCUUAUUAUCAACGAUGCCAUCGUGAAGGACGAGGGUCUUUACUCGAUUAGCGCAGGUAAUGUGGCUGGCUCGAUAUCCUGCUCAGUAUUGCUGCAUGUAGAAGAAAACGAGCACGAGUACGGAUACAGGACGUACAGAAAGAAGAUGGAUGUGAAACCACACGAAAAGCCGUUUGAUGAUUUGUAUGAUCUGGGUGACGAGCUGGGUCGUGGUACUCAGGGCGUGACCUAUCACGCAGUCGAACGAAGCACCGGAAGAAAUUACGCUUCUAAGAUUAUGCACGGACGCGGUGAUCUCAAGCCAUUCAUGUAUAAUGAGAUGGAAGCAAUGAACAGUCUGCAUCAUCGCAAGUUGCUACGAUUACACGACGCCUUCGAGACAAAUGAUUCGGUCACUCUGAUUAUGGAACUAGCGGCCGGUGGCGAAUUAGUAGACACCCUUACAAAACAAGAACACUACACCGAGAUAGACAUCGCCCGUUAUAUACGUCAAUUGCUAUGGGGAUUGGAAUAUAUGCAUGGAAAUUAUUACGCACAUCUUGGUCUGACGCUUGGCGACUUGUUGGUCUCUCACGCUGGAGGAGACGAUUUGAAAAUCGGAGAUUUCGGACUCGCUCGUAAAAUUUCACAAAAUAGAUUGAUGACUUUAGCAUAUGGCAUGCCGGAAUACGUCGCACCGGAAGUAACUAAUAACGAAGGUGUCAGCUACGCGGCGGACAUGUGGGCCGUUGGCAUAAUUACCUACAUUUUGCUAUCGGGUAUCUCGCCCUUCAGAGGUGCAAACGAUAGAGAGACGCUGAAGAAAAUCAGAGAAGGCAAAUGGGACUUUGACGAUCGAUGGAAGAACAUCUCGAAUGAAGCACAGGAUUUCAUUCGUAAUUUAUUAAUGUACAAUGUUGAUAAAAGAAUGGAUGUUAGGGCCGCUUUGGCUCAUCCAUGGUUUAACUAUAUUGAUAAUCCACCACCAGAACCCUACAGGAUACCAUCUGAAAACUUGAAGAAUUAUUACAAACUGUAUCGCGAUUGGUACCGCAACGCGUCGUGUCGCACUUGGUAUCGUAGACGCAAACUAGAGACAGCGUUUGAAGAUCCAUCGCGAAUGGUAUAUCCGCCUGGACAUAAAUUCACACCCGAACCCGACAGAACUCACACCCCAUUGAAAAAACGUUCGCCCAGGACAUGGGAAAAUCAAAUACCUUCCAGAGAACCAAUUGAUACGGAAAUUGGGAUAAUCCAAAGUGAAAGCCAUUAUCAAAAUGGUCCAGACACGUAUCUUCUUCAGCUACGAGACACCGAUUUCCCUGUACGAUUACGUGAAUAUAUGAAGGUCGCGUGCAAUCGUAGCCCUGGAUUUUCGCGCACUAUUACCGAAGAAAAUGGUUUUGAUUGGAGGGCACCCAUCAUACGGGAACGUCGCCGUUUCACGGAUGUUAUGGACGAAGAGAUCGACGAUGAGAGAAAGGCACGCAUCAAUCGAUACGGUUCGGCGGAUACUUUUACACUUAGACGUUUGAAAAAUGAACUGGGUACUCGAUUAGACAGUUACGCUGAAGCUGAAGCGAUGAUCGAAUCGAAAAAGGAAGGUCAACCUCCGUUCUUCCGUGAAAAGCCGCAGAUCUGCCCAAUUCAGGACGGAAAACCGGCGCAUCUUACAUGCUUAGCCGUGGGAAAUCCGAAACCGCUGGUACAGUGGUUCAAGAAUGACAUGGUUAUACAAGAGAACAACAGAAUCAAAGUGACGGAAGAUUCUGAGGGAAGAUCUAUGCUUAGCUUUAAUCCUACAAAAGAGCAUGACAUCGGAAUAUAUAAAGUUGUGGCGAGGAAUCCGAUAGGACAGACGAUUGUUAGAACGAGAGUGUUGCAAGCAACGGUUUCUUGUGGUCCGGAUUCUCCAGAGGCUUCCGAUGUUUCGGACACCGAAGUUCUUCUGCGAUGGAAACAGCCGAAGUACGAUGGCAAUUCGCCCGUACUGUGUUAUAAUUUACAGUACAAAGAAGGCGAUUCGAUUGACUGGAUAGACGUUGCCUCUAAUAUUGACCACGAGUUUUAUCUGGUGCGCGAUCUGAAGCCAGACACGAGCUACAAUUUCCGUCUGGCAGCACGCAACCGCAUCGGCUGGAGCGAAAAGGGCAUCCCAUCGAAGCUGAUCAAGACACGAUUACCGGGUUGCCCAAAGGUACAGAUUACACGGGCGAUGAGGCAUCUUCAAGAGCUGACCGAAGCCGGUCAAGAAAUCACCCUGGAAGAGGACAAGUCGCACAUCGAUUAUUCUAUCGAGAAAAAUCCGAUUGAAUGGUCGGUAGAACCGCAACUAUCUACCAAGUAUAGCUUCAUCUCGGAGCUAUCGCGCGGACAGUUCUCCGCGGUGGUGAAGGGGGUAGAUAAGAGCACGGAUCGCGUGGUCGUUGCCAAGAUCCUGGAAGUAAAUGCCGAAACGGAAAAGCAGGUGAAUCGAGAAUACGAGGUGUUACGCUCGUUGCGACACGAGCGAAUAGCCUUGCUGGAAGCUGCCUACAAGGCAUCCGGGUCUCCCGUAGUGGUAUUCAUCAUGGAAAAGCUUCAAGGCGCCGAUAUACUCACGUACUUCUCCAGUCGGCACGAGUACACAGAGAACUGCGUAGCGAACGCUAUCACGCAGAUUCUCGACGGUUUGCAGUAUCUUCAUUGGCGUGGAUACUGUCAUCUGGACAUUCAGCCGGACAACGUCGUAAUGUCGUCCGUGAGAUCGGUGCAGGUGAAACUAGUCGACAUGGGUUCGGCUCAUAGGGUCACCAAAUUGGGCACGAUGGUACCUAAACAUCUGGGUCAUCCCGAAUAUAGAUCGCCUGAGUUGUACAAUGAUGAAUUAGUCUAUCCCCAAACGGACAUCUGGAUGGUUGGCGUGUUGACCUAUGUAUUGCUAUCCGGAGUUUCUCCGUUCCGCGGUAAGGAUGCGGAUGAGACCAGGCAGAACAUAUCCUUUGUUAGAUACAGAUUCGAGUAUCUUUACAAAGAGCUGAGUCAAGAAGCUACCAGAUUUCUUAUGUUGGUCUUCAAACGCGCGCCAAGCAAAAGACCGAUACCGGAGGAAUGCCAUGAACAUCGGUGGCUACUGCCGACCGAUUUUAUGAUUAAGAAACGCGAGAGAGCUGUGUUCCUAGGUAACAGGUUGAAGGAAUAUAACGAAGAAUAUCACGAAGAAAAAUCGAAAACAGCUUCCGAUAGUGAUAAUCUAGCGAGCGAGAGUUUAUUGGGUUCGAAACAGAAACUCAUCAGAUCAACCAGUAUACAAGAAGAGCUCCGGACCACGUUCUAACGAUAAAAAGCUUCAAUUUUUUAUUUAUAUUUACACACACACGCGCGCGCGCGCGCGCACACACACACACACACACGCACACACAUGCGCACACAUACACAUGCACAUAUACGCACAUUAUGGCCCUAUCACUUCGCGUAUGUCUAAUCUAUAUCUAAAGAGCGCAGAGAAAAUGCGAGAAAUGAGAAAGAUAAAGAGAAAUCAUCUCUUUAUUUUCUCUUUUGUUAUUAUUUAUUUGUUACAACUUGUAAUUAUAUCGAAGAUCGUUGUUGAUCAAUCGUCGAUAUUUCGCUGAUUUUUAUCAGCAAUCAAAUUUUCAGCCGUCCGUUAAUUCGAUGAAUAAAUUGUGGUCUAUAUAUUUUAAUAAAUAAAAAUCAAAAUAAAA
Messenger RNA from Pogonomyrmex barbatus (red harvester ant), 20017 nucleotides. It is a transcript of the gene Obsc, whose product is annotated as Obscurin. Gene Ontology annotation, biological process: protein phosphorylation. The record is from RefSeq and is a predicted model, not a curated record. Gene Ontology annotation, molecular function: ATP binding; protein binding; protein kinase activity. NCBI's taxonomy places the organism in Eukaryota, Metazoa, Arthropoda, Insecta, Hymenoptera, Formicidae.